Maylandia zebra (zebra mbuna) is the source of this 1791-nucleotide messenger RNA. RefSeq names its product keratinocyte differentiation factor 1a (gene kdf1a). Gene Ontology annotation, biological process: keratinocyte development; regulation of epidermal cell division. The record is from RefSeq and is a predicted model, not a curated record. Lineage: Eukaryota; Metazoa; Chordata; Actinopteri; Cichliformes; Cichlidae. Gene Ontology annotation, cellular component: cell junction.
UCCCCUGCACGUUCAAAUCCGCCUCGUGUGACGUCACGACUCACCUGUGGGUGGGUGUAGGAUCUGGGAUUAGCUGUAGCCGCAGGUAAUAGCCAAACAUUGGGAGACUCUCGGCAACGCAAGACUGUAAACUUCUUUUCACUGAAAGACAAACGACCUCGAUGAGCUGAGCUGUGUUUUUCCCCUCGGACUGCCGGACUCUGUUUUGGGUUUGCAAACUUUGCUUAAGUACACAAACCUAAAAAUCUGUAGGCGGUUUUGUUUUCUCCGUUUGGAGCGUUAGCGUAGUUUUUUUUUUCUCUCUAAGACUUCCGCACUUUGCUCGUUGAACAAGUUGUCUGGGAUAAAAGUGUUUCCUCUUAUGCGGUCCCAGGCUUUUUGAGCCAUGCCUGGCCACAGCACAGGGGCUCCCCGCCACAAGUACCCCAACUCUUGCUCUAGGGCGGACAACCAUCGACCCAACCGGACUAUAUCCAGGGACAGCACGACCAGCCAAGACUCCUACAAGGAUCCUCAUGAGGAGCAACUACGAGACCACUCCCGCUAUUCAGAGGGCAGGUAUGGUCGAGGAAGAAGCCACCCUCGAAACGGCACAGGAAGGGGUUCAGAGACAAUAGGAUUUAUUCCGGGGUCGGCAGACAGCGUGCCGAGCAGCAGGCAGUCCUGUGGCUCCUGUGCCUCUAUGGGCUGGAGUAGCUGUAAGGCUCUUAUCUGUUGUGUUCUCACCUGUGGAUUUUAUGGCACCCGGGAGCCCUGCCUCCCCGUUAACGAGAGCUCCACAGACCAUACCCCCAAAACGGUCGGUGACCCUCGACCUCCUAACGGCAUAGCUAUGAAAACCCCUGGCAUGUCUUUGGAGCCCAAUAAUAAGCAGCCCAAGACCCCCAGAUUGCCCCUGAAUGACAGUUUCCGUUACCCAGAUGUGCACAUAGCAGGUCAGAAGGUAAAGUACCCAGUUGCUGACCCCAAACGGGGUCGCGCAUCAGGUAAAGGGGAUAACCAGCGGCCGGUCAGCAACACCAGCCUUAUAUCCUACGAGGACUACGACUUGGAUGAGCAGAGCGACAAAGACAUUGACUCUCUGAUCACCAAGAAGCUGCUGGAGCUUUACGCCCUGCAUCAGAUUGACCAGCUGGCCAAGUGCACCUCUGAUUCCUCCUUCUCCCGCAAGACCAACGAGAUCAGCGAGCUCAUCUACAGCAUCGCUCAGGACUACAACCUGGAGGAGCAAGAGGCCGAGUGCAAGCUGGUGCACGGGGUCAUCCGCAUCAGCACGCGGAAGGGCAAAAGGAACAAGGGCUACCUGUCGACCGGGCAGCAUCAUAACAGCAGGAGGGACGGGACCCUCCCCGACAGUGGCAACGAGACCAUGACAAACACCUUCAUGAGCAGUGAUUUUCCAGAGGUGAAAGUGUCGGAGCAGACGCCAUCAGACGAGCUGGCGAGAAAGAUGAGAAAUUACAGCGGGCGAACAUAUUCCUCCAGCACUACUACGGCCUACUCGGCGUACCACCACGACGCUGAAACCUACUCCUCAGGCGCUCCUCUGAUUCUCUAAAAGUCAAACAAAAACAAUGAGAUGUAGCCAGUUACAUGGGCUAUUUCAUCCUCCUGCUGUUACCAAGUUGAGCACCUUUUCUCCCGGGUGGUUGUACUUCUGCCUUUAAGUGGUCCAGCUACUACCUGCUGUUUACAAGCAUCUUUAUGUUUCAAGCAAAAGACCCACUGAGGAGACUCUCCCCCCCUAUUUCACACACACACACACACACACACACACACACACACACACAC